This is a messenger RNA of Monoraphidium neglectum, 282 nucleotides long. RefSeq lists its product as hypothetical. NCBI's taxonomy places the organism in Eukaryota, Viridiplantae, Chlorophyta, Chlorophyceae, Sphaeropleales, Selenastraceae. The annotation marks the transcript as partial. The record is from RefSeq and is a predicted model, not a curated record. The transcript has a single exon.
CUGAAGCUGGCCCAGUUCCUGGGCGACAAGUCCGCCGCCGUCCUCCUCGUCUCCGUCAACGGCCAGGUCGUCGGCCGCACCGCCAUCACCGGCACCUUCACCGAGGAGAAGGGCGAGCGCGGCACCCUCUGGUUCGGCGGCCAGCUGCUGGACAUGAUCCCCGGCCAGGGCCCCGAGAAGGACGAGUACGUGGUCAAGAUCGAGCUGCUCAACGACCUGCCCAAGGACAGCGGCGCCAUCAUCGCCCUGGUCGACCCCGGGAGCGUCGCCCACACCGCCUAA